Molecule: messenger RNA, 1245 nt
Organism: Dendrobium catenatum
Lineage: Eukaryota; Viridiplantae; Streptophyta; Magnoliopsida; Asparagales; Orchidaceae
Product: patatin-like protein 3
Exons: 3
Coding region: 1-1245 (414 amino acids)
Biological process (GO): lipid metabolic process
Source: RefSeq, a predicted model, not a curated record
AUGGCGGCUGAGACGUCGGCGAUAAUUCAUUCCAGCCACGACAUCAACAAGCUUAGCUACGAGAUCUUCUCCAUUCUGGAGAGCAAGUUUCUAUUUGGCUAUGACGAUCCAAACACUAUUGUCGCUGCAACCCUGCCAAAGACCCCAGGGAAGUUUCCGAGGCCCUUAAGCGCCGGCAAAGUCCGUAUUCUCUCAAUUGACGCCGGCACUGGCGUUUUCGCCGCCGUUGCCCUGGCCCGCCUGGAAGCCUCCCUUGCUAAGCAAUGUAGGAAUCCCGAGGCCAGAAUCGCCGAUUUCUUCGACAUUGCUGCGGGAUCAGGAUCCGGUGGAGUCCUCACGGCAAUGCUUUUCACCCGCUCCCCAAGCGGCCGUCCACUGUUCUCCGCCGGCGACGCGCUUCGAUUCAUCAUGAAGAACCGACGGAAACUCUCUUCCGCUGGAAGAAAGGGAAUUUUCCGUCGAUCGGGGGGGAUUUUCCGGCGAUUGUUUGGGGAAUCGACACUUCGGGACACGAUCAAGCCAGUGCUGAUCCCCUGCUACGACCUAGCGACGGGGUCUCCGUUUGUGUUCUCGCGGGCCGAUGCGGUUGAGGCGGACGCAUUUGAUUUCUCGAUUCCCGAAGUGUGUGCGGCGACGUGCUCAGAGAAGGCGAGAUUGGUGAUACGAUCGGUGGAGGGCAGGACGCGGAUUGAUGCCGUCGGCGGCGGCGUUGUAAUGCGGAAUCCCACAGCGAUGGCGAUAACUCAUGUGCUGAACAAUACGGUUGAGUUUCCCUUCGCCGCCGGUGUUGAAGAUCUUCUUGUGGUUUCGCUGGGAAAUGGCGCGGAGGAUAUUGGACCGCCGGCUGCGGCGAAGCUUUUAAAAAUUGCCGGGGACGCCGCUGCAGAAAUGGUCGAUCAAGCAGUGGCAAUGGCCUUCCGACAAAGCAGGCUGACGAACUAUGUCCGCAUUGAGGCACACCGCCCUGCAAGCGCAGGAAAGUCACCGUCGCCGCCGCCGCCGCCGGUGCCGGCCGUGGAGGAAAUGCUGCUAAGCCAGCGGAGCGUCGAUUCGGUGCUAUUUAGGGGGAGAAAGGUAUUGGAGAAGACCAAUGGAGAUAGAUUGGAAUGGUUUUGCGGUGAGCUAAUCGCGGAGCACGAUAGGAGGAAGGGGAGCAGCAUACCGACGGUUCUUAUCAAGCCAACGUUAAUGUCUCGGACGUCGUCAGCGACGAAUACCACUACUUCUACAGUGGCGUCAACGUAG